GCCGCAGAAGGCCGCAGCGUGUCUGAUCGCCGCAGAAAAGAACACGCGAAGAGGCAGGAAGACGUUUUUGACUCCGGUCUACCAUGUCACCUUCCGUGGCGAGUGCGCAGGCACAAUGGCUGGAGCAGCUUGAGGCGAUGCGCAAGGCCAUCGCGGAAUUGAACCUACCUUCGGACGACAAAACGACGCCUGCGUACGGCGACGACCUCGAUAUCGACGAGGACGACUUCUCUGGGACUGCGAGCGGCGAUGAUAUCUGGGACGUGCUGAGCGACGAGUAUGGAGAUGCAUAUAGCAGCGACCAACUCGACCCAAUCGCCACCGCCCAGCCGACGAGCCUGCUCCACGACCAGCUUUGGCUCCAGGAGAAGUGCAACGACGUUGCGCGGAGCAGCUCUGGCCUCGACGCCACCGCGCUGAAGGAACAGUUGUCUGCUAUUCUUGCGAGUGAUAGUGACGAUGACGAACUGCAGAUGACGCUCGCGGAGAUUGUGGGCUAUGAGCAGCUGGAUUUGGUGGCGGACCUCAUCUCCCACCGGAAGGAGAUCACGCAGUCAUUGCGUGAUGGGUCCCGGAACAAUGGUGUUGUCGGUCGUUUGCAGACCCGGGCAGAACGUGAAGAGGCUCUUAGGCAGCAGGACUGGGAGCAUAAGAAUCGUGGACUGGCAGCUGCCGUCGACCGCAAAGGACCGCAGUAUCCCCAUGUCUACCGCGCUCAUGAGGCAGGAAACAAACUGUCCAGUCUGGGCAAGAAGUACGCAUUGCCAGCUGGCAGCACCCACGUCGACGAGAAGACCUACGAGGAGCACACCAUCCCUGCCGCGCGCGUUGGCACACUCGGCGUUGGUCGCAAGCUCGUCGAGAUCAAAGAUAUGGACGGUUUAUGCCAGCGCACGUUCAAGGGAUACAAGUCGUUGAACCGCAUGCAGAGCUUGGUGUAUCCUGUUGCCUACAACACCAGCGAGAACAUGCUCAUCUGCGCACCUACAGGUGCAGGUAAAACAGAUGCCGCCAUGCUUACAAUCUUGAAUACUGUAGCCAAGAACAUCAUACCUAAUCCGAUUGAAAAUCCUGACGCUACUGACUUCACUGUUAUGGCUGAAGACUUCAAGAUCAUCUACGUUGCUCCGAUGAAAGCACUCGCAGCUGAAGUCACAGAGAAGCUCGGAAAGCGUCUCGCUUGGCUCGGCAUCAAAGCUCGUGAGCUGACUGGAGAUAUGCAUCUUACCAAAGCAGAGAUAUUGGAUACGCAAAUCAUUAUCACCACCCCUGAGAAGUGGGAUGUCGUGACGCGUAAGAGCACUGGCGACACAGAGCUGGUGCAAAAGGUCCGCCUCCUCAUCAUUGACGAGGUGCACAUGUUGCACGAUGAGCGCGGCGCAGUUCUUGAGAGUCUGGUGGCGAGGACGCAGAGACAGGUGGAGGCAACUCAAUCUCUAAUCCGCAUCGUAGGCCUGUCUGCUACGCUUCCCAAUUAUGUCGAUGUCGCCGACUUCCUUAGAGUGAACAAGAUGGCCGGCAUGUUCUACUUCGAUCAAUCGUUCCGUCCAGUUCCCCUAGAACAGCAUUUCAUCGGCGCCAAAGGCAAGGCUGGUACUGUCAAAUCCAGGGAAAACCUCGACCAGGUAGCAUUUGAUAAGGUUGCAGAUAUGCUCAAGCUUGGCCACCAAGUCAUGGUGUUCGUGCAUUCGCGCAAGGACACCGUCAAGUCUGCAAGGAUGCUGUUCGAGAAGGCAGUAGACGCCGGGUGUUCCGAUCUAUUCGACCCGACAACGCACCCGAAUUACGAGAAUGCGCAACGCGACAUGAAACAGUCGAAAGGUCGCGAGCUACGCGAGCUGCUUCCCAAGGGCAUGGGAACUCACCAUGCUGGCAUGCCUCGCUCCGAUCGGAACCUCAUUGAACGCCUGUUCGCAGAGGGAGUGCUGAAAGUGCUUUGCUGUACCGCCACCUUGGCCUGGGGUGUGAACUUGCCAGCGGCUGCGGUUCUCAUCAAGGGCACUCAGGUAUACAACGCGCAAGAGGGUAAAUUCACGGAUCUCGGCAUUCUUGAUGUUCUUCAAAUCUUUGGUCGUGCUGGUCGUCCUCAAUUCCAGGACACUGGUAUUGGCUUCAUCUGUACGACGCAUGACAGGCUCGACCACUACCUCAAGGCGGUAACUGAGCAACAACCGAUCGAAUCAAGGUUUUCUGCGAAGCUUGUGGACAACUUGAACGCUGAGAUCUCGCUGGGCACGGUCACCACGGUACAGGAAGGUGUGCAAUGGCUCGGGUACUCCUAUCUAUUCGCCCGAAUGCAAAAGAGUCCCCUCAACUACGGAAUCGAAUGGAACGAAAUAAGAGACGAUCCACAACUCGUUAUGAGGCGCACGAAGCUCAUCACUGAUGCUGCUCGCGUUUUGCAGCAGAGUCAAAUGAUUGUGUUCAACGAGACUACUGGAGAUCUCCGUUCCAAGGACGUCGGUCGCAUCGCAAGCCAAUACUACGUUCAGCAAACCAGUAUCGAGAUCUUCAACACCAUGAUGAAGCCGCAUGGAUCUGAGGAAGAAGCUUUCGCUAUGGUCAGCAUGAGCGGAGAGUUCGACCAGAUUACUUCCAGGGAUACAGAAGAAAAGGAGCUCUCUUCCCUCAUCGAGAACGAACAUGUCUACCAUGAAGUGAAGGGCGGGGUCGGCACGCCUCAUGGAAAGACCAAUGUUUUGCUGCAGUCCUACGUGUCCCGAGCACGGCUAGAGGACUUUACACUGGUCUCAGAUACCAACUACAUCUCGCAGAACGCCGCACGUAUUGCACGCGCACUUUUCAUGAUCGCACUCAACCGCCGCUGGGGCUACCAAUGCCAGGUGCUUCUAAGUUUGUGUCAAUCCAUCGAGCACCAAGUCCGCUCGGACUCUCAUCCGCUGCACCAAUUCGACCUGCCUCAGCCUGUGCUUCGGCAACUAGAUUGGAAGUACACCUCUAUUGAGGCGCUCCGCGACAUGGACCAACGCGAGAUUGGAGACUUGGUACACAACACGAGAAUGGGCAAUGUCAUCGGUCGGUUAUUGGACAACUUCCCAACCCUGAGUAUUGAAAGCGAAAUCGCACCGUUGAGCCGAGACGUACUCCGCAUUAGGCUUUGGCUUACACCAGAGUUCAAGUGGAACGACCGCCACCAUGGAUCCUCUGAAUCUUUCUGGAUAUGGGUGGAGAACUCAGAAACCUCUGAGAUCUUCCACUACGAGUACUUUAUCCUGUCACGCAGGAAGCUGUACGACGACCACGAGCUCAACUUCACCAUUCCGCUGUCAGAUCCCUUGCCAACGCAAGUCUAUGUGCGAGCUGUAUCUGAUCGAUGGCUUGGUGCGGAGACAGUGCAUCCAAUCUCCUUUCAGCAUCUGAUCCGGCCGGAUACCGAAAGCGUGUACACAGACCUGCUCAAUCUCCAGCCUCUGCCCAUCUCGGUCCUGAAGAAUCCCAUUCUUGAGGAAGUCUAUGGGCAACGGUUUCAGUUUUUCAAUCCUAUGCAGACACAAAUAUUUCACUGCUUGUACCAUACUCCAGCAAAUGUCCUGCUGGGAUCGCCUACCGGUAGUGGUAAGACAGUAGCCGCUGAACUUGCAAUGUGGUGGGCUUUCCGCGAGAAGCCUGGUUCCAAGGUCGUCUACAUCGCUCCCAUGAAGGCGCUCGUGCGCGAACGUGUUCAGGACUGGGGCAAGCGUCUCGCUGGUCCGAUGGGCCUAAAGCUGGUCGAGCUGACCGGUGACAACACACCUGACACACGCACGAUCCGGGACGCAGACAUCAUCAUUACGACUCCUGAGAAGUGGGACGGUAUCAGUCGUAGCUGGCAAACGCGUGGCUACGUGCGACAGGUCAGCCUAGUGAUCAUUGAUGAGAUCCAUCUGCUUGGUGGAGAUCGUGGCCCUAUCCUCGAGAUUAUCGUCUCUCGAAUGAACUAUAUCGCUUCUCAAAGCAAGGGUUCAGUCCGUCUUUUAGGCAUGUCGACUGCCUGUGCGAACGCAUCUGAUCUCGGUAACUGGCUUGGUGUCAAAGAAGGCUUGUUCAACUUCCGCCACUCGGUCCGCCCCGUGCCGUUGGAGAUCUACAUCGACGGCUUUCCCGAGCAGCGUGGCUUCUGCCCGCUCAUGCAGUCGAUGAACCGCCCUACGUUCCUUGCCAUCAAAGCGCACUCACCCGAGAAGCCCGUUAUUGUGUUUGUUGCCUCCCGUCGGCAGACUCGCCUUACUGCAAGAGACCUUAUCAACUUCUGCGGCAUGGAAGACAACCCGAGACGUUUCCUUCACAUGUCUGAGGAUGACCUAGCGCUGAACCUCGACCGCGUCAAGGACGAUGCGCUGCGAGAAGCUUUGGGCUUCGGAAUUGGUCUUCAUCACGCUGGACUUGUGGAGUCCGACCGUCAGCUCUCUGAAGAGUUGUUCGCGAACAACCAAAUCCAGAUUCUGGUCGCCACGAGUACGCUUGCCUGGGGUGUCAAUCUUCCCGCUCACCUUGUUGUCGUUAAAGGCACACAGUUCUUCGAUGCAAAAACAGAAGGGUACAAGGACAUGGAUCUUACCGAUGUGCUGCAGAUGCUUGGUCGUGCUGGUCGCCCCCAGUUCGAUUCUUCGGGUAUAGCUCGAAUCUUCACACAGGAUGCAAAGAAGGACUUCUACAAGCAUUUCCUGCACACAGGUUUCCCAGUCGAGUCCUCUCUCCACAAGGUUCUGGAUAACCAUCUUGGCGCCGAAAUCUCCGCAGGCACAAUAGCCACCAAACAAGAUGCCCUAGACUAUCUUACGUGGACCUUCUUCUUCCGGCGCCUCCACAAGAAUCCCUCCUUCUACGGUCUUGAAAUCUCCGCCGAGGAGCAUAACACGAUCGCCGCUCAGACAAUGGCCAACGACUACAUGAUCAAUCUCGUCGAAACCUCUCUCACCGAGCUCUCCGAAUCCUCCUGCAUUGACCUCCACGGCACCGGCGACAUUGACUCCACACCCCUAGGCAAGAUCAUGAGCUACUACUAUCUCAGCCACAAAACCAUCCGUUACCUCGUCAAGCACGCCAAGCGGGAGGCGACCUUCGCCGAAGUUCUCGCCUGGGUUUCUCACGCAACAGAGUAUGACGAGCUCCCCGUGCGUCACAACGAAGAUCUCAUCAACGGCGAGCUAUCCAAAGCGCUCCCACUAAAGGCGGAAACGCACUUUGACCUCCCGCUCUGGGACCCCCACGUCAAGGCGUUCCUCCUCUUGCAAGCACACUUCUCGCGCGUGGACCUCCCCAUCUCCGACUACGUCGGCGACCUAAACAGCGUGCUGGACCAGAGCAUCCGUAUCGUGCAGGCAUCCAUCGAUGUGCUGACGGAGUUGGGCUACCGCUCUUCCACCGAGAUGAUGGCGACGCUCCUGCAAGCCAUCAAGUCCGCGCGCUGGCCCACUGACGGCCCGCUUUCCCUCUUCCCAGGCGUCGACCCUGAGAAAGAGAAGCAGCGUCUCGAGCACAAGCAAGCCGCGCCCAAGACGCUCGUUGAAGCGUCGACUUCCCCGCCAGCUGUACUGGAAAAGGCAGCGCGUUUCGCAGGCGUGCCGAACGCCGCGGUAAAGAGGUUCCUGGAACCCGUGGCACGGCUGCCGGUCGUCAAGCUGGAGCUUGCGUCACUUACGGCGAUGGGCGUCACGGUUGCGUUGACGCGGGUUAACCCUGCUAGAAUGGCGAACGGCGGCGUGCGCAUUUUUGCGCCGCGGUACCCGAAACCACAGACGGAGGGCUUCUUCGUGGUCCUGUCCUACGCCGGCACCGACGAGAUCGUCGCGCUGAAGCGCGUGGGGUGGAACGAUCCCUCUAAGAACCACACCAACAACAGGGGUAGGGGGGGACGCGGUGGUGCCGCUGCAGGGAGGAAUCACGCUGGUGCUGGCGGAGCCAAGCUGCAUGGGCAGGCGAAGAUGAACCUGCCGCGGGAGGCGCAGGGGAAGAAGAUCGAUGUCGUUGUGCUCAGCGAUGCGUAUCUGGGGAUGCGGUGGACGUUGGGCGGGGUGGAGGUGCCGAGUGCGCCUGAGGUGGAUGAUAGCAAGGGGAAGGGUGACAAGGGGGAGUUAGAUGCGGAUGUAGUGAGGAGUUUGGGUGCGAUCUAGGAUUGUAGAGGAACGGAGAGGGGUACCGAGUAGAUGAAUACAAGUAGGGCGACAGCGGAUACGUCUUGUAGUUGUGCGCAUCGCAAAUAUACACCCCAUUUCCUGAGGGGUUGUUUAGUGUUCCUCUCGUUUCUCAAUCAGGCUUAGACAUCAAGGC
Paraphaeosphaeria sporulosa is the source of this 6270-nucleotide messenger RNA. RefSeq names its product Sec63-domain-containing protein. Bases 84 to 6113 code for a protein of 2009 amino acids. The record is from RefSeq and is a predicted model, not a curated record. The transcript has a single exon. Lineage: Eukaryota; Fungi; Ascomycota; Dothideomycetes; Pleosporales; Didymosphaeriaceae. Gene Ontology annotation, molecular function: ATP binding; nucleic acid binding; ATP hydrolysis activity.